Messenger RNA from Naegleria lovaniensis, 2451 nucleotides. RefSeq lists its product as uncharacterized. The record is from RefSeq and is a predicted model, not a curated record. Lineage: Eukaryota; Heterolobosea; Eutetramitea; Acrasida; Naegleriidae. The transcript is spliced from 4 exons. The coding region runs from base 1 to 2451 and encodes 816 amino acids.
AUGACCACCACUCCAAUUUCCGUCAAAAAGAACACUAGCGGUUAUAACAAAGCUGCAGUGGUUCCUGUACAGAGUACAGGUACUGAAGAAAUGGAUGCUGAACAGGACAUGGAUUCAUCCUUCUCCAACGAAGAAGAUAUUAAGCAGAGAAAAGGGAGUCUCUCUAUUCGAACAUGUUCCAUUAGCAUCUUUCUGACGAUCAUCCUUACAUGCGUGAUCACCCUUACUGUCAUUUGGGUUGCUUUCUUCAGCGAUAAUAUUCGAGCCAUGUCCAAAUCUCUAACAGAAGCUCAAUUCAAAAACUUUGUUCAACUCACUGAAACUACUUUCCGUGAAAUGGCCAUUUCUUCGGAUACUAUUAAGGAACAACUUAUUGUUGCUUUAGGUAACAAUCAAACCGAUAUUUACACAAAACAAGUCGAACGAGCCAUGAACUUUAUCUUCUUUUCCGAAUACAAGUAUCACAAAGGUGUAGUCAAUGCUGCUUCAUUGUAUAUCCAAAACAACGAACAUAUAGGUAUUCUGUUUGUAGGCUCGUUACCAAUCUCAAAAACGGUCCAAAACUCGACUGGUUUAUUUAGAUUUCCGUGUUAUACUCUGAACGAAGAAAUUGGUUGUGCUUAUUUCACAAAUUAUUCCGUAAAGACAACAAAACCAUACAAUACCGCGUCCUCUCAUGAAGCGAUCAGAAAGAGUCCAGGCAAACCAGUGUUUACACUAACCUACAAAUCACCAGGAAUCGAUGCCGUGCUUAUUGCCCUGGUCAAUUCUCACAAAAGUUUGACGAAAUCAGUUGCCACUUCUUCUCUUCCCUUUGAUUGGUUCCUUCACUUGGACAUGAGUGUGGACAAUUUAUCGAAAAUGUUGAAAAACACAACGUUGGCAGUUCCAGGCUCCACAGGUCUUAUCAUUGAGGGCCCUACUAACUAUAUCAUUGCCACAAACUAUCCUGAGAUUUCGAUUACCGGAAGAAUACAACCACAUCAGCACAACAACACAAUCCUGCGAAAUGCAUAUCUUGAAAUGAAAGAGGCAUUACCAAAUUACAACAACAUUACCUGUAAUGAAAUUCGAUUCCUUACUUUCACAAAUCGACUUACAAGUGUAUACAGAAUGUGCACAGUUACAGGACUUGAUUGGAUUAUUAUGUUCUCCGUUCCACAGUGGAAUUAUAUCGGAGGAAUGAUCACUGCCAUUAUCAUUGCUUUGGGAAUAAGUUGCUUAAUCGCAGUGAUUGGUAUACUGUCAGGAGUUUUCUAUUCUGCGAUUAUGGUUCGACCUUUUAACAACCUUAUUCAACUCUUUGAACACGUUGCAGACAUGAAUUUAGAGUCUUUGGAUAUUAAGAAGAGCAAAUUUAGAGAGGUCGUGCAACUACAAGAUCACUUUUUAUUCAUGGUACAACGAAUCAAACAGUACCGUGCUUUUAUUCCUUCUCACUUACUUCAUCAACUUGAGAAGAAUAACACCAUUGAGGAUCCAGAAGAUAUUAGUGUUAUCAAAGAAAGUGAAGCAUCCCAACGAAAAGAAGAACUGUCAUCAAGAGUUUCAAGAUCAACCUUUUCAUCAAAAUUGGCCACAAGUUCCAUGUUCAAGAUUGGAUUCGAAAAGAGAAAAAUAUCUUCCCUGAUGGUUCUAUUAGACGGCUUUAACUAUUGGGUCAAGCACAUCAAUUUCCAUGAUAUUACACAUUUACUUACAGAUAUCUUUGAAGUUGUUCAAAAAGCAUGUUCCAAUGGCGGAGCUCACAUUGGCUCCUUUGAAAAUGAAACCCUUCUGUUGUCAUGGAAUGCAACUGAAAAAGUUAAGGACCAUGAACAGCAGGCCGUUAGAGUUGGGUGGUUCUUGAAGGAAAAGCUGGCAUCACUUCCAACCACCAAAUGGGCAAAAAAGGACAUCUUUGAUAACCAAAAGUUACUUAUCAAGUUUACUCCAAGAUUCGCUGUAUGCACUCAAACCUGCCAUUGUGGAAACGUUGGUACUCGUAAUUCCAAAACAUUCACCAUUGUGGGUAGCUCAUCAAAUAAUUUGCAAUCUAUGCUCAGAAAAGCUAGAGGCCUAAAAUUGAGUAUGGUGAUUACAGAAACAACAAACGAAGAAGUUAAGGCUCAUUACUUUACAAGAUAUGUUGGCAAUAAGAGCAUGAUUGUUGAGGACGUGGUCGCUUCUCCAAGCAUUAAAAAGAUUAAAAAGACAUCAAAGAUGAAAAUAUUCGAAGUUUUGGAGUCAAGUUCUGUCAACAUGGACGAAUGGAUGUAUGAGCUUCAAUCUAAAGAACAAAGAAACAAAUGGGGUGCUUAUAAUAUGGGUUGCAAAGCAUUUGAAGAGGGAAACUACGACCGCAGCCUUGAAUAUUUCCGUGAACAUGAGAGUAAAUUCAAAAAUGACCUUCCAACUUUGAGAAUGAUUGACAAGUGUGAAAGGAAGUUGCAUGAACAAAAUAAAUUUUAA